AAUAGAACUGGCAUUGAAGUCUGGUCGGCAUUCUCAAUCUAUCAAGUAUCAAUCUUGAUUGAUUUGUGAGUGUUUGUAUUUUGUUCGUAAAUUUAUUCCCAUUCGUCUAAUCUCAUAAUAUAGUUUCAACAAUCCUGUAAAGUGCGUCACGACAAUUGUCCAAAAUGGACUUUCAAAACCGACCUGGUGGGAAAACCGGUGGAGGAGGCGUAGCAUCAUGGUCGGAAAGCAACCGAGAUCGACGUGAAAGGCUAAGGCAACUCGCCUUAGAGACCAUCGACCUUAAUAAAGAUCCAUAUUUUAUGAAAAAUCAUUUAGGAUCUUAUGAGUGUAAAUUAUGCCUUACAUUACAUAACAAUGAAGGCAGUUAUCUAGCGCACACUCAAGGAAAAAAGCAUCAGGCUAACUUAGCACGGAGAGCAGCUAAGGAAGCUAAAGAAGCACCUCAGCAACUGGCUCCAGAGAAGCCAAGAAUUGAACCUAAAAAAUUUGUAAAAAUUGGAAGACCAGGUUAUAGAGUCACAAAGCAGAAGGAUCCUGAGAAUGGGCAGCAAAGCUUGCUAUUUCAAGUUGACUAUCCAGAAAUAGCUGAAGGGGUUCAGCCUAGGCAUCGCUUCAUGUCUGCUUAUGAGCAGAAGAUAGAACCCCCAGACAGAAGAUGGCAAUAUUUACUUUUUGCUGCAGAACCAUAUGAAACAAUAGCAUUUAAAGUGCCCAGUAGAGAAGUGGAGAAGCAUGACUCUAAAUUCUGGACCCAUUGGAAUAAAGAUACCAAACAAUUUUUCCUCCAGUUUGCAUUUAAAAUGGAGCCUUUAAGAAUGCCUCCGCCACCUAAAAUGUGGGAAAACCAUGGCAUGCGUUUGCCUCCACCACCUGGUGCCCAAAUGAUGGGGGUACCACCUCCACCCCCUUUAUUACCAGUGCCUCCACCACCCCCAUCUAUGUAACAAAUGGUUAACAAAUGAUAAUAUUAAAAGUGUGAAAUUAUUUUUUCUUAUUUUUAUA
Molecule: messenger RNA, 1005 nt
Organism: Pararge aegeria (speckled wood butterfly)
Lineage: Eukaryota; Metazoa; Arthropoda; Insecta; Lepidoptera; Nymphalidae
Gene: Sf3a2
Product: splicing factor 3A subunit 2
Exons: 3
Coding region: 165-947 (260 amino acids)
Biological process (GO): spliceosomal complex assembly
Cellular component (GO): U2-type prespliceosome; catalytic step 2 spliceosome; nucleus
Molecular function (GO): zinc ion binding; nucleic acid binding
Source: RefSeq, a predicted model, not a curated record